UUUUGGCACCCCUCCCACCAUGUGUGUGACCUCAGAAUGGAAAACCAAGAGAGAGAAGACUCAAGGGCAUGCAUAACCAUAAAUGAGGUGAGAGAAAGAGGGUGGCGGAAACCAAAACCCCCCGCCACGUGCCGCCGCACUUCGCCGGUGCUCCGGCUGCCCGGAAACCGGUUCCUCAUUAAAGGCUCAACUGGGGCACACCCUGGUGGUGUGUGGCUGUACCACUCUAGGAGAGAGAAAGCGAGUUAGUGUGUGUAUAUUGUUAUUGUUUUUAUUAUUAUUAUUAUUAUGAUGAUGUAGAAGUAGUAGUGUAGUGCAGUGUGUGAGUGUAGAUAGAUAGAGAUUAGAUAGCACCUCUUUAAGUCUCUUCCUUUCUUUCUCCGCGUUUUCUCUCACAAACCCAACGACGCUUUAAAAGCCCCUCCAUCAGUUACGCUUUCUUUUCACUUUGUGACACCAUAUAAUCAAUAUAUACACAUAUACAUAUAUAAUAUUAUAUUAUACUAUACUUUAAAAGGGUACAAGUGAGAGUGUUCAUUCAUUCAUUCAUUUUCAUUCAUAGGUGCAAACACAGACACAAGAGUUUAUAGAGAGAGAAGAAGAGGUGGUGGUGGUGAGGUAUGGUGUUAUGUUGCUGAUUCAGUGGAGAGAAAGUGGUGGUGGUGGGAGUGAUCAAGAGAGAGACAAUUAGAAAGAGAGAGAAGAGACAAGAAUGGAGUAUGGAAGUGGGUCUCCUGGUGAUCUCCAUCAUCACCAUGAUGGUUCUUCUGAUUCCCAGAGAAGGAAGAAGCGUUACCACCGUCACACAGCCAACCAGAUUCAGAGGCUUGAAUCGAUGUUCAAGGAGUGUCCUCACCCAGAUGAGAAACAACGGAUGCAGUUAAGUCGGGAGUUAGGCUUGGCGCCUAGACAGAUCAAGUUUUGGUUCCAGAACAGGAGGACCCAGAUGAAGGCUCAGCAUGAGAGAGCUGAUAAUUCUGCACUCCGUCAAGAGAACGACAAGAUACGCUGUGAGAACAUAGCCAUAAGGGAGGCCUUGAAAAACGUUAUCUGCCCCUCUUGUGGGGGUCCUCCCAUCAAUGACGAUUGUUAUUUUGAUGAGCAAAAGUUGAGAUUGGAGAAUGCUCAACUCAAAGAGGAGCUUGAUAGAGUAUCUAGCAUUGCAGCAAAGUACAUCGGAAGGCCAAUUUCUCAACUCCCACCUGUUCAACCUAUUCAUAUAUCUUCUCUGGACUUGUCAAUGGGGAGUUUUGCAAGCCAAGGGAUGGGUGGCCCUUCACUUGAUCUUGAUCUUCUCCCCGGGAGUUCAUCGUCCAUGCCGAAUGUGCCUCCUUUCCAACCAGCAUGUCUUUCAGACAUGGACAAGUCCCUCAUGUCCGACAUUGCCUCAAACGCCAUGGAAGAAAUGAUCAGGCUACUGCAAACAAAUGAGCCCUUGUGGAUGAAAGGUCCUGAUGGGAGGGAUGUCCUUGAUCUUGAUACCUAUGAAAGAAUGUUCCCCAAGGCUAAUGGUCACAUGAAGAACCCCAAUGUUCAUGCUGAAGCUUCAAGAGAUUCAGGAGUUGUUAUUAUGAAUGGCUUAACCUUGGUUGACAUGUUUAUGGACCCGAACAAGUGGUUGGAGCUGUUUCCCACCAUUGUCACUAUAGCAAGAACGAUUGAGGUUAUAUCUUCUGGAAUGAUGGGGGGUCAUAGCGGUUGUUUGCAACUGAUGUAUGAGGAGUUGCAAGUGCUUUCUCCACUUGUUUCUACUAGAGAGUUCUACUUCCUGCGAUACUGUCAGCAAAUUGAACAAGGCUUAUGGGCAAUAGUGGAUGUUUCAUAUGAUUUUCCUCAAGACAACCAAUUUGCUCCUCAAUUUCGAUCUCAUCGUCUUCCUUCUGGUGUCUUCAUCCAAGACUUGCCCAAUGGAUAUUCCAAGGUUACCUGGAUUGAACAUGUAGAGGUUGAAGACAAAACACCAGUUCACAGGCUCUACAGAAGCAUGAUUUAUAGUGGCAUUGCAUUUGGAGCGCAAAGAUGGCUAACUACACUUCAGAGGAUGUGUGAAAGAAUUGCUUGUCUCAUGGUGACGAGCAAUUCCACCCGCGAUCUCGGUGGAGUGAUUCCCUCACCUGAGGGGAAGAGAAGCAUGAUGAAACUUGCACAAAGGAUGGUUACAAAUUUCUGUGCAAGCAUCAGUGCAUCAGCUGGGCACCGAUGGACCACACUCUCUGGUAGUGGGAUGAAUGAGAUUGGAGUCAGAGUCACUGUGCAUAAGAGUACAGACCCUGGCCAACCUAACGGUGUCGUGCUAAGUGCAGCCACCACCAUUUGGCUCCCAAUCCCUCCACAAACCGUGUUCAAUUUCUUCAAAGAUGAAAAGAAAAGACCUCAGUGGGAUGUUCUUUCCAAUGGCAAUGCUGUACAAGAGGUUGCUCAUAUAGCAAAUGGUGCACACCCUGGUAACUGCAUAUCUGUGCUUCGGGCUUUCAACACAAGUCAAAACAACAUGCUGAUCCUCCAAGAGAGCUGCGUGGACUCAUCAGGGUCCUUAGUGGUGUAUUGUCCGGUUGAUCUUCCAGCCAUCAACAUAGCAAUGAGUGGGGAAGACCCUUCAUACAUUCCCCUCCUUCCUUCAGGGUUCACCAUUUCACCUGAUGGACAAGGUGAACAAGACGGUGGAGGAGCCUCAAGCAGCACAAGCUCAGGGAGGGUGAUGGGGGGUUCUGGUGGAUCACUCAUCACUGUUGCAUUCCAAAUCCUAGUUAGCAGCUUACCAUCUGCAAAACUGAACUUUGAGUCGGUGACGACUGUUAAUAGCCUCAUCGGCAACACUGUGCAGCAAAUAAAAGCUGCCUUGAAUUGUCCAAGUUCCUGA
Molecule: messenger RNA, 2860 nt
Organism: Vigna unguiculata (cowpea)
Lineage: Eukaryota; Viridiplantae; Streptophyta; Magnoliopsida; Fabales; Fabaceae
Product: homeobox-leucine zipper protein HDG11-like
Biological process (GO): regulation of DNA-templated transcription
Molecular function (GO): DNA-binding transcription factor activity, RNA polymerase II-specific; DNA binding; lipid binding
Source: RefSeq, a predicted model, not a curated record